GAGAGCUCAGAUGUGGAGAUGAAGACCGAAGACAAUGCGGGCGGCAGCGCCCCGGCUCCUGGAGAGUUUCGAUGUAUGAACGAUGAGUUCGAGGUUUGUCGUACCGGCCAGACUACGGUAGACUUAUCGCGAAAGGUGAUCUCCGACCACUUUGGUAGGAACAAAGCUUGCACGCGCUUGAUCACUGACUGGCCGCUCUUCUGUCGCAAACACUACCAGCGGGCCACCUACAACCAGAAGUUGUGGCAGUCGCGCAAGAUUACUCUCAUCCUUCGGCAGUUCAACAUCAUCGAGGCACAGUUUUCUGGUACCAUGUACACUGUCGCACUCAAGAAGUCGGAGGAACAGCGCCUCAACACCUUCUCUCGGAAGCUUGCGGCGGGCAAGACCGAACUUGAGGCUGCGGCCCUGGUGGCGCCAGCCGAGAAGGCCAAACAUUUCGAGGCCCCCGUGAACGUGCUUCGCGAGAUCGAACAACUCAACUAUCUUGGAGAAAACAAAACCAAGGCUGAAGUGGAGGCUGCUAUCAACACGAUCAGUGACAUGCUGGAGAGCGGAGAUACCUCACAGGUCCCAUCGAUCGAGUUCCUGCCGCAAUUGGACGCUUCCGGUAACCCAUACGAUACCGACGAUUGCGGAAAGGCUACUAAGAAGUCUUCUGCACGUGUCUCAAAGAAGGGAGCCGUUACCAAGCCGUCUUCU
Paraphaeosphaeria sporulosa is the source of this 702-nucleotide messenger RNA. RefSeq lists its product as uncharacterized. NCBI's taxonomy places the organism in Eukaryota, Fungi, Ascomycota, Dothideomycetes, Pleosporales, Didymosphaeriaceae. The record is from RefSeq and is a predicted model, not a curated record. The annotation marks the transcript as partial. The transcript has a single exon.